Messenger RNA from Microthlaspi erraticum, 627 nucleotides. Lineage: Eukaryota; Viridiplantae; Streptophyta; Magnoliopsida; Brassicales; Brassicaceae. The record is from the annotation of a GenBank genome assembly.
AUGGUGGGUGCUUUGUUUGUCGUUGGCUCAUCGGUGAUGGAUUCGCAGAGCGGUCCGUGUCUAUGUCUGGAUGCUCACACGAGGAGCUCUCCGAACAAGAAGAAGAUCCUUGACGGCAGUGCAAGAAAGCUGGAAUUAGGAAGCUCCUUUACUGGUUCUGGCAUUGUUUUAAGGCUUUCUUCGAAGCGCGUACCGAGAAUUGCGAUUCGAAGAAGCAAAAGAAAGCUCUUGAUUGUGAGUGAGGACGUUGCUGGGAAUUACGACGAUACCUUCGGAGAUGUCCAAAAGCAAAUUGUUAAUUACUUCACAUACAAAGCUGUGAGGACGGUUCUUCAUCAGCUCUACGAAAUGAAUCCUCCCCAUUACAAAUGGUUCUACAAUCACAUCAUAUCAAACAGACCAACCGAAGGCAAACGUUUCCUCCGCAUCCUCGGCAAGGAGAGUCAAGAGCUUGCAGAGAGAGUGAUGAUCACGCGUCUCCACUUGUAUGGCAAGUGGAUCAAGAAAUGCGACCAUGGAAAGAUAUACCAAGAUAUAUCGGAUGAGAACUUGAUGUUGAUGCGUGAACGCCUCAUGGAGACCGUGAUUUGGCCUUCCGAUGACUCAAACUCCGAGGUGAUUGGCUGA